This is a messenger RNA of Talpa occidentalis (Iberian mole), 2082 nucleotides long. It is a transcript of the gene THUMPD2, whose product is annotated as THUMP domain containing 2. Gene Ontology annotation, molecular function: tRNA (guanine) methyltransferase activity; RNA binding. The record is from RefSeq and is a predicted model, not a curated record. The transcript has 10 exons. Bases 16 to 1551 code for a protein of 511 amino acids. NCBI's taxonomy places the organism in Eukaryota, Metazoa, Chordata, Mammalia, Eulipotyphla, Talpidae. Gene Ontology annotation, biological process: tRNA methylation.
CGCGCCCGGCCUGCCAUGGCGUUGGUGCCCAGCGGGCCCGGGGCAGCGCCUGCACCUGGCGCCCGGUUUUUCUGCACCGCGGGGCGCGGCCUGGAGCCCUUUCUGAUGCGGGAGGUGCGGGCGCGGCUGGGGGCCACGCAGGUUGAAUAUCUUUCAGGAAAAGUUUUUUUCACCACUUGUUCUGACUUGAGUAUGCUGAAAAAAUUAAAAUCUGCAGAACGAUUAUUUUUGCUGAUUAAAAAGCAGUUUCCACUUACUGUCUCCUCUGCAAGUAAAGGAAAAAUAUUUAAUGAAAUACAAAAACUUAUAAAUGAUGAUCCAGAAAGUUGGUUGAAUGCCAUUUCCAUUUGGAAAAAUCUUCUUGAACUUGAUGCAAAAAAGGAAAAAUUUCCUCAAAAAGAUGCUAACCCAUUAAAAAGGAAAGUGGGAGAAAAUGACAUCAUCGUUGCUAAGAAAUUAAAAACAGGACAAAUGAAAGAAAUGGAGAGCACAGAAUGCCAGCUGGAAAAAGAAGUAGAAGAAACACUGGAGCAAGAAGAUUUUAUCACUGAAAGAGAGCCAUUUCAAGAAGAAUUUCAGAAUGAUGGAGCUGAAGCAGUUAAUACCCAGAAUGACUUGACUUUCAGAGUUUCUUGUCGUUGCAGUGGAGCAAUUGCAAAGACCUUUACUGCACAGGAGAUGGGAAGAGUAAUUGGAAUUGCUCUUAUGAAACAGUUUGGAUGGAAAGCAGAUUUGAGGACUCCAAGUAUAGAGAUCUUUAUACAUCUAAAUGACAUUUACUCUGUGGUGGGAAUUCCUGUCUUCAGGGUUCCUCUAGCCAGCAGAGCUUACAUCAAGACAGCAGGGCUGAGGUCUACCAUCGCCUGGGCAAUGGCCUCUCUUGCUGAAAUUAAAGCUGGUGCACUUGUUUUAGAUCCAAUGUGUGGACUUGGAACAAUUCUUUUGGAAGCUGCCAAAGAAUGGCCAGAUGUGAAUUAUGUGGGUGCUGAUGUUAGUAACUCACAGUUACUCGGUGCCUGUGACAAUCUGAGAGCUGCAGGCCUUAAGGAUAAAGUUGAGUUACUUAAAGCCUCUGUGAUAGAAUUGCCAUUGCCUUCAGAAAGUAUCGAUAUUAUUAUUUCUGACAUUCCAUUUGGGAAAAAGUUUAAGUUAGGAAAAGACAUCAAAAGCAUUCUACAAGAAAUGGAAAGAGUGCUUCGUGUUGGUGGAACUAUCGUAUUACUGCUUAGCGAAGAUCAUUACAGGCGCCUUAAAGAUGGUAAAGAGAGCAGCAGCCCUUUGAAUUCCAAGGACAGCCGCACAGAUGAAUCUGGAAUUGAAAAAUGCUUGAAUCUCAAAGAAAAAACUGCCAUUUCAGAGACAGUGUCAUCUUCCUUAGAAGCCAGUAACCAGGGAUGCUUAGACAAAAUGCCACCAUUUGGCUCUUUAGUGUCAGUGGAAUGCUACCGAGUUAGCCUUGGAAAAACAGAUGCAUUCAUACAUAAAUAUAAGAAGGUCCACUCCUCUGGACUACAGCACACUGGCUGCGCUAAGGCAGGUUCAAGCCCUUAGACAGCAGCAGCACAGCAGUAGAAGUGGCUGUGCCUGGGAUCUUGGUCGAACCCCAGAGUUCCAAGUAACCAAACUCCCCUGAAGACAGGGUCUGGGCAUCAGUGCUUAGGAGCUUUUGCUUUACUCUCUAAAGAGCUCCCUGCUUCAGACCAAAGACAAUGGAUGCUUAAAGGACUCUUAAACUUUGUAUUCCUUUAAAAUGUGAAAAGGUCUGCUCUUGCCAGCACUGUUUCUGAGCAGAAUCUUCAACUCGAAAAUUUUUCGAGGUUCACAGAAUGUGUAUUGCAGUCAACAUCACAAGGUUGUUGAUAUCCUAAGUCAGACUUUUCUAAAUGUAGAAAUGUUUGUGUUACUUAAUUUUGAUAUUUUGAACCUGUAAUUUUCUUCUCCUUUGGAAUGAAAUUUUUAUUUGUAAUACAUUUUGUAUGUUCCACUUUAUGUAAAACAUCAAUGGGAAUAAUAAAAAUAUGAAUUAACGCCAACCUCCAACAUGAUGGAAAUGUUUUUUCUAAAAGCAUUAAUAAAUUAUUC